Molecule: messenger RNA, 1072 nt
Organism: Cantharellus anzutake
Lineage: Eukaryota; Fungi; Basidiomycota; Agaricomycetes; Cantharellales; Hydnaceae
Product: glycoside hydrolase family 16 protein
Exons: 12
Coding region: 175-1032 (285 amino acids)
Biological process (GO): glucan catabolic process
Molecular function (GO): hydrolase activity, hydrolyzing O-glycosyl compounds
Source: RefSeq, a predicted model, not a curated record
UUGGACCCACGACGGCCGCCGAGUGCAAAACGCGACGGUCUACCCUCAUCAUGGGUCAUCCAACGAAUAUAUGAGGGGUCAACGUUCUUCGAUGAUUGGUCCUUUGCAACUUACCCAGAUCCAACACAUGGACAAGUCCAAUAUGUAUCACGGCAAUGGGCAACUCAGUCCGGGAUGGUAUAUGUCAACAAUGUGGGGCAGGCGAUCAUGCAAGUUGAUCGAUGGACAACGCUAGCCCCCGGUCAAGCCCGGAACAGUGUCCGUAUUGAAUCGUACGCCGUGUUCAACAAAGGACUAUUUAUUCUAGAUGUAGAGGCUGCACCAUGGGGUUGCGGUGUUUGGCCGGCUUGGUGGACUGUCGGGCCGAAUUGGCCGUGGGGAGGCGAAAUAGAUAUCCUGGAGGGGGUACAUGACAACGUACACAAUGCUAUGACGUUUCACACCCAGCCUGGGUGUAGUUUGCCCACUCCAAAUCCCAAGACUAGUUUGGGCCCAAAUUCUACUGGAUGGAUCGAAUCCACUGAUUGCAAUGCAUUUGCGAAUUCGAACUCCGGGUGUCAAACUGUUGAUACCAGUCAAGCUUCUUAUGGCACUCAAUUCAAUGUCCUAAAAGGAGGGGUUUUCGCUAUGAUGUGGGCAGAUGACGGGAUUCGAAUCUGGUUUUUCCAUCGAGCUGCAAUACCAGAAGACCUUCAAGAGAACGCGCCGCAACCAAACAAUUGGGGAACGCCAGUAGCAUUCCUUCAUAAUACCCUCUGUCCCACGAGUAAAAUCUUCUACGAUCACCAAAUGAUCUUUGAUAUAACUUUCUGCGGAGACUGGGCUGGAACAAGUUACAUAUCCUCGGGGUGUCCUGGUACAUGCUCGCAACGUGUCAUGACGCCAAGUAACUUUGCGAAUGCAAGCUGGACAAUUAACUCCCUCCAAGUUUAUCGCAGUCCACAGAUCAGUGGAGCUUCACUUGCUUUGCCGAGACCUAGGUCUCUAAUGUACUUAAGUGCCGGCCUCAUACUUCUUCUCUUGUAUAUUUAGCUAGACAAAUCAUUAAUUCCUCAUUGAUUCGCCGUUUCAA